Molecule: messenger RNA, 763 nt
Organism: Cylas formicarius (sweet potato weevil)
Lineage: Eukaryota; Metazoa; Arthropoda; Insecta; Coleoptera; Brentidae
Exons: 1
Coding region: 80-742 (220 amino acids)
Source: RefSeq, a predicted model, not a curated record
UGUGGUUGUGUCAUUUGUCCAAUCUGUAAGUUUUUGUUAACCGGCGCCGCUAUUCAAAAUUUAAAAAGUUGAUUCGACGAUGUCGCUAUCCGACGUAGACCUACCGAAUUACGAAAAGAGCUCCGAGCAAAAGGUGUCGUGUCCGGUGCAUCACUCUCGCAACACAAAUGCCAAAGUCUUGGACAGAUUGGAGGAGACUUACUGGGCGACUUGGAAGCCCAAGAGGGCGCCAUUGCCGCCUCGACUUAGCAGGAAGGCUCGAAAAGUUCCUCCCGAGGUGUGCGACCAACCCACAAUACCGGAAACCGUCUCCAACAGUACCACCAGCAAAGCACGUGGCGACGCGAGUGACGUAUUGGUUAAAUACUUCAUGGCGAAAAAAUUUGAGCCGUCAUCUCGCGAGGAGUCCACCGAGGGUCUAAACGAAUCGAAGAUGGAACCAGUGGCGCCCAGGUUCGUCGAACGGGGCUCGGAUGCCUCAAAGACGGAAGGCGCCUGCCAAAAUGUUUCCGUAGCUCAGGAACGCGACAAGAACGAAGACAGAGGUGAUUCUCAGCAAACCAAAGGAGUGCGGCUGUACAGGAAGCCAUGUACGUCGUCCGGGUAUGUCAGGGGCGGCUCGUACCCGCUGAAAUCUUACCAUAAGAGGGAACCUAUCGGGCCCAGAGGUCAGUUUAGGUUGGGCGCGCCGGGCAGUCCUCUAUUUGUCACGUCAAAUUCGUUUAGUAGAAAGACGAAAUAAAAUAAAACCACCCGUUCAAGA